Messenger RNA from Caenorhabditis remanei, 1104 nucleotides. RefSeq lists its product as uncharacterized. The coding region runs from base 1 to 1104 and encodes 367 amino acids. Gene Ontology annotation, molecular function: protein binding. Lineage: Eukaryota; Metazoa; Nematoda; Chromadorea; Rhabditida; Rhabditidae. The record is from RefSeq and is a predicted model, not a curated record. The transcript is spliced from 7 exons.
AUGAACAACGACGAAGAUAUCUCUCAACAACCAGGUGUCGAAACAGAUGUGUCUGCCGAUGAAACCAAGAAAAAUGCAUCAGUUAAGAAUGCUUUUGAAGCUUCAAUGAAAGCAAGACAAUUGAAAAGCGAUAGAAAGAGAGCUCGAGCUGAAAGAGCACGUCUUCUUCAGCAGAAGAAAAGAGAGAAAGCUGAUAAAAAAGUAGUAAAAGAAGAAGUGGAAACUGAUGGAAAAGAAGAAGAGGAAGAAGAAGUGAAAAGACAAACCCGAUCAAGAUUCAAUAGUGAAGACGUCGAGCAAAAAUCAAAUUUCAAUGAACCAAAAGCAGCUGAAAAUGUAGAAAAACCAGAGAAAAUGAAAUCGCUUGCAAAACGAAUGCACGAAGCGUUGGCGAAGAAACGCGCUAAAAAAGCAAAGCGUGUUGAAAAUCUCCGCGUGGCGAGAGAAGAAAAGAACACGUUUUUGAAUCGAAACAGAAAACCGCCAUUCGAUUUUCCGUUCAAAAAAAGAGAAUUUCCUUUGAUUAGACCGGAAAAAGAUGAAGAAUGGACUUGGAGAAUCAAUCAUAUUGAUGAUUACAAUAUGGAAGAGAUGGUUGAAGAAGUUGAGGCGGAAGAGCCAGAUGCUAUAGAUUCAAUCACAGUUGUGAUUGUGGUCAAAGAGACGAAGUUCUAUGUAUUCCAGUUGCUUCUCGCUGCGCAAUCCUCAUUCUUCAAAUCUCUUCUUAAGGAGCAUUCGGAAAAUACAAAACUCGAACUAGCUGAUAUCGAACCAGAAGAUUUUCAAGUCUACCUGGAAGUGUUGUAUGGAGAACCAGCAAUUGAUGAAAAUACAGUAGAGGUUAUUCUUUAUGUAGCACAAAUUUAUGGUACAGAUGGAGUUACGAAGAAGUGUGAGAAAUUUCUAAUUGAUAAAUCAGAGAAGAAAAUGAAGAAGAAGUUGCAGCUAGCGACCAAAUACAGGUUGGAGAAAUUGAAGAAACAUUGCUUCGACAAUAUCAAUACUGCCGCAGAGAUUCGAUCGGUUGUGUCAUCAGAAAUUAGUGAUAUGGAACCGUCGACAAUGGCAUCACUAUUCCAGAAAUCUCUAGCUCUUCUGGGAUAA